AUGCCGUUCGUUGAUAAACAGCUAAACGAUGGAAGCAAGAUCCCAUCCAUUGCAUUUGGCUCGGGAAGCGUGAACAAGGGAAAAGAUAUCCACAGCUACGUAGAACAAGCCAUAGACACCGGCUUUGCACACAUAGACACAGCGCAGUAUUACAACAAUGAACAAUACGUCGGCGUUGCUAUCAAAGAGUCGGGGCUGUCGAGGGAUGAGUUAUAUGUUACGUCGAAAUAUGGCUUUGGAAGCGUGCAGGAUGCGUUUCACGGGAGCUUGAGCAAGCUGGGGUUGAAAUAUCUCGACCUGUACCUCAUCCACACGCCUAAUGCUGUCGAGGCAGCUGGUGGAUAUGAAGUCGUAUGGAGACAAUUUGAGAAGUUCAAGGAAGAUGGUUUAACCAAGAGCAUUGGAGUCAGCAACUUUACUGUCCAUCACCUACAACAGCUGUUGAAAAUAGCCAAAAUCAAACCCGCCGUUAAUCAGAUACGGCUGCACCCAUACAACCUGUCCGAACACGCCUCGCUCCUCGAAUACCACGCCAAACACGGGAUUAUCACAGAGGCGUAUGGAAGCCUUGCUCCCAUCACCACGUACCCUGGAGGGCCCGUCGACGCGCCGCUCGACAAGGCCGCGGCACGCCUUGGAAUAACGCCAACGCAAGUUGUGUUUCUGUGGGUAAAAGCAAAGGGAGCAGUAAUUGUCACGACGAGCUCAAGCAAGCAGCAUCUGCAGGAGUACAUAGCCGUAGGAGACCUUCAGGACCUGACUGCAGAAGAGGUGGCUGCGAUCGAUGCUGCUGGCGCACAGGGUCCACCUGGAAUACUAUACAUUAGCACCACGGCUCGGUGGCGCGCUCUGGCCACCGUUGUUUUGGUGUUGCUCGCUGGUUGGGUGUAUUUUGUAAGGGUCCUUGUGGGACAUGUGCUAAAUCUUUCGAUUCGGGGCCUUGAGAAGAACUUGAUCCAUGUGUCCAGUGCCUAG
Molecule: messenger RNA, 975 nt
Organism: Psilocybe cubensis
Lineage: Eukaryota; Fungi; Basidiomycota; Agaricomycetes; Agaricales; Agrocybaceae
Product: putative oxidoreductase
Exons: 11
Coding region: 1-975 (324 amino acids)
Molecular function (GO): oxidoreductase activity, acting on NAD(P)H as acceptor
Source: RefSeq, a predicted model, not a curated record